AUGACUCUCACCGAAAACGUCAUGAAGCCUCAAAUUCAGCGGUUCACCCGCGACCACGACCCAAAAGUUUUGUGGCAAGUGGUGGAAGAAGACGGGGCAGUCAUUAUUGAGGAGUUUCUUCCCCGCGAAGUCAUUCAAAAAUUUGAUUGCGAGUUGGACGUUCGUUCCAAAGCGACCGAGGGCGGCGAGAUGAAUCAAGAAUUCUAUCAGAUGCCGGUCCCUACCACAACCAAAUGGAUGAACGAUCUCACGGCCACCUGCCCGACCUUUCGACAUGAGAUUCUCAACAAUGAUAUCCUUCACAGUCUCUGCAAUGUUGCCUUCGAGCCCCACGGUGACUAUUGGUUGUUGAACGGAAUGGCGAUGGAGAUGAUGCCAGGCAACCCGACGCAGCAAAUCCACAACGACCAUGGUACACAUCCCAUCCUGCAGUAUCUUAGGCCCGACGCACCAGCUCCCGUCUUCAGCAUCAUCACGGCGGUGACAGAAUUCACUGAGUCCAACGGCGCCACACGGGUCAUCCUGGGCAGUCACCGCUGGCCACAGGGACAAAAAGCAAAGGAUGAUCAGGCGGUGCGUGCCGCCCUGCAACCAGGAGACGCACUGGUUAUGUAUCGCAGCACAAAGCAUGGUGGGGCCGCGCACGAUGCAGACAACCAGGAUCACCGGCGGCUUUUGUUGACCUGUAUGGGCACCUGCCAGCUAGCGCCAUAUGAGACAAAUGUGACCGUGCCGCGCCCUAUUGUUGAGAGCAUGACUCCUCUGGCGCAGAAGAUGAUUGGGUGGCGCAGUACCAGGCCCGUGAUUUCUAAUGUGACGGGGCUGAAUACCGUCCGUAUGAAACAUCUGGAGAAUCAAAUUGAGCUGAAGUCGAAUGUCCCGUUGAAGGUUGGAGGUUGUUGA
This is a messenger RNA of Penicillium cosmopolitanum, 903 nucleotides long. Its product is annotated as phytanoyl-CoA dioxygenase family protein. The record is from RefSeq and is a predicted model, not a curated record. NCBI's taxonomy places the organism in Eukaryota, Fungi, Ascomycota, Eurotiomycetes, Eurotiales, Aspergillaceae. The transcript has a single exon. The coding region runs from base 1 to 903 and encodes 300 amino acids.